UCUCUCAUCAUGGGUCAGUUGACACUGUGUUAUGUUCUGCUCCUGCCACUGUGUUUGGGUUUUGACUCUGCAGUGACUCUUGUGAAAACCAUCGGGAGAGAACCGGAUGUUACUCCGAUAUGCACCAAUACAACACUGAGUCCCAUCACACUUCUAGUGUGUAAGAUCAGAACAGAGAUGAGCGGGGGAGAAGAGUGUCGUCUGAUGUAUCGAUAUGGACAGGACUUUGAGAACCAAUGUGACUCCAGAUUCACUCUUAUGAUGGUGAAUCAGACUGUAUUUCUCCACCUGACCAGUUUAACACCAGUGGAUAGUGGGAACCACACCUGUGAGUGUACACAUCCUGGUGAAACAUACAUUCUCCAUCUGAAUAUCACUGUGGAAGAGGAUGGAGAUGCCGACAGUUCAACACAAAUACAGAUUCUAAGCGCCUUGAUUGGUGUAACUAUAGUCAUCACUAUAACUGCAGUUAUCUUCGGGUGUAUCUAUAGAAGUGUACGACAUGGAAGACAACCACAACCACUGAGCAGUCAUCCAAACACGGAUGAAGAUGACCCAGAUGACCUUUACACAAGCCUCCAGCAACCAGCGAGUGACCUUUACCAAACUAUCUCAAACUCAGCAGGCAAGAUGGUGACGAUCUGCUUGGAUAACCAGGAAAUAGACGGAGAAGAGACUGAUCCAAGUUGCGACAUCUAUGAAAACAUUUAAACCAAAGAAUCCAGAUCAUGAAACCCGUAAUAAAUGGAUGUUCACGACUUACUGAGCAACAGACUACUGAGCGUGGUUGGCCUUCAGUUCUUUGAAAUAUCCAAGUUGAUACUUUUUUUUUU
Perca fluviatilis (European perch) is the source of this 833-nucleotide messenger RNA. RefSeq lists its product as uncharacterized. Bases 10 to 711 code for a protein of 233 amino acids. The transcript is spliced from 5 exons. Lineage: Eukaryota; Metazoa; Chordata; Actinopteri; Perciformes; Percidae. The record is from RefSeq and is a predicted model, not a curated record.